This is a messenger RNA of Vicia villosa (hairy vetch), 752 nucleotides long. RefSeq lists its product as uncharacterized. The record is from RefSeq and is a predicted model, not a curated record. Gene Ontology annotation, molecular function: phenylpyruvate tautomerase activity. The coding region runs from base 98 to 463 and encodes 121 amino acids. The transcript has 4 exons. NCBI's taxonomy places the organism in Eukaryota, Viridiplantae, Streptophyta, Magnoliopsida, Fabales, Fabaceae.
UCUAUCUUAUAAAGUGUUUACAAUUUCCACUACUGGUUUUUAGAAUUAGCUCUUCUGACUUUCACUCUGAUUUGGAGAGAGAUAUCGAAACGAAACGAUGCCGUGCCUCAACCUCUCCACCAACGUCAACCUCGACGGCAUCGACACCUCUUCCAUCCUCUCCGAAGCCACCUCCACCGUCGCUAACAUCAUCGGAAAACCCGAGUCCUAUGUGAUGAUUGUGCUGAAAGGAUCAGUACCCAUAUCUUUUGGUGGGAAUGAGCAGCCAGCAGCUUAUGGAGAAUUGGUGUCCAUUGGCGGUCUUAACCCGGAUGUGAACAAGAAACUUAGUGCUGCAAUUGCCGCAAUCCUCGAAACCAAGUUGUCCGUGCCUAAGUCACGCUUCUUCUUGAAAUUCUAUGACACCAAGGCCCAUCAGAGUCAAGAAUAUGCACAGUGUUUGCAUGCUUUACAUCAGCAGUAGAUCAUGGUUCCAACUUUGGAUGGAACGGUUCUACAUUCUGAAUUCCGUGUUAGUUUGGUUACUCAUGGUGCCUUAAAUGCUGGAUGGAGUCUUCAUUAUGUUCCGUUUCUAGUUAUAUGUCUAUAUUUGGUGUCAUAACAUUAGUACUUGGGGUUUCUUAUGACCUAAGCGAGUCAUGCAAGUCAGUUUGAUCAAUUGUAUGGACAAAUAGGGAUUAUGUGUGCUUAUCGAUCUUUUGGACAUCUGUAUUGAUGAUGCAUGAUCAAUUAAACAUGAUUCCUAGAUGAAA